This is a messenger RNA of Paramecium tetraurelia, 1029 nucleotides long. RefSeq lists its product as uncharacterized. The transcript has 5 exons. The record is from RefSeq and is a predicted model, not a curated record. Lineage: Eukaryota; Ciliophora; Oligohymenophorea; Peniculida; Parameciidae. Gene Ontology annotation, cellular component: Golgi apparatus. Gene Ontology annotation, molecular function: antiporter activity.
AUGUAAAACAAAAUUCUUGAUAGCGUUUUUGUUUGUUUGAUCUAUGCUUUCUGUUCGAUGGCAUUUUCAUUUUCAGCUAAGUUUCUUUUCAAAAUCUUUGCCUUCCACAAUACUACAAUUUUACUUCUCUAUGAGACAACAAUUAAUAUUGUCAUUUGCACUUUAUAUAAAAUAAUCAAAUACAAUAAGGAAAAGAAGGAAAAGAAAGACUCUUAGAUGUCCAUCUCAUAAUUGAUUGUCACACAAUUCAAAGAAAGAAUGAAAUAAAAUAAAUUAACUAUUCCAUUUUCCAUCACCUAUGGAACUGGUGCCUACUGCGGAAUGACAGCCUUAUCCAAGAUUAGCAUACCACUCUUUCUAGCAUUGAGAAGAACCUUGAUAUUUUUUGUCUUUGUUGUUCAAAUUCUGAUGGGAAAAUAGAACUAAUAAAUAAGCUUCAAAUUUAUUAUUUCAGUACUUUUUAUUACUUCAGGAGCAAUUAUAGCAGGUUUGGAUCACUUCAAUGAUGAUAUUUAAGGAUAUGUAUUAUUGAUAAUUAAUAAUAUGCUCUCUGCUUUGAGUCUGCAUAUGGCCUAAAACCUAAACUAAUCGUAAUAAUUCAGUCCCUUUGACUUAGUUUAUAAUAAUAGCAUCAAUUUAUGGCCAGUCUUAUUGAUAAUAAGCAUAGUUACUAAAGAUAUUUAAUCAUUUUUUGAAUUUGAAUCCCUCUAUCGAACAGAAUUUAUGCUAAGUUUCUCUUUAGUCGCAUUAUUUGGUUUCUUUUUAAAUUUAGCUACGUAUAAUUGCACAAUGAAAAAUUCACCAUUUGCAAUUGCAUUAACUCAUAAUAUAAAAGACAUCUUUUCAACUGUUUUGAGUAUCUUAGUAUUUGCAGACAUAUAGCCAGAUACAUUUUUGACUUUUGGAAUUUCGUUGUCGUUUGUUGGAUCAUUCAUUUAUUCAUUAACCAAGAUGCAAGAGAUAAAAAAGAAAUAAUAACAAACUAUUGAAUUGACAAAUCAAGAAAUUAAAGUUUUAAUUAAAUAAUGA